This is a messenger RNA of Darwinula stevensoni, 1522 nucleotides long. The record is from the annotation of a GenBank genome assembly. NCBI's taxonomy places the organism in Eukaryota, Metazoa, Arthropoda, Ostracoda, Podocopida, Darwinulidae.
UUUGUUCCUGCUUCAGAUUUUUUCAAUAUAGGUGCUGACAAUUUUUAUUGGAGCACCAGGAGUUUCAUUCUCUCACCCAUUUGAUAGCUGCAUGGCAUGAUAUGAGAAGCAGAACAUGAAGUUAUCUGAUUGCCCAAUAGCAGUCAGCAUUGCCAACAUCUUGAAUCAGGAUGGAGCAUGGAGGAGAGUCAUGAAUUUCCUGCGUCCUGAGUUCUACAAGCAGGAAGACAUCAUGAGAUUUGAGACAUUUAGCAGGACAACAGGGAUGAACCCAGGAGAGCUUCUGGUGGAUGACUUGAGUAAACAGGGACUCACUGUUGAGAAUCUCCUUCAGAUUGCACAGGCAUUAGACUUGAGGCUUCUUCUCUCCUUCCUGUGUGAGACUGGUGUGUUGCCUUCCAGAGAUCAUUCAGGACCUCUCCCCUUUCCCCCAAAUUUGAAACUCUUGUUUGUUUCAGGAGAGACUGAGGCAAGGAAUGCUAUCAUGGCCCAACCUUCAUAUUCUGCAACAUUCAAAGUGGCAUUGCUGAUUGCUAACAAAGACUAUGAAGAAGGAACACAUCACCAAUUGACGAAACCCUGUGCAGAUGUUCAUGCCCUGGGCAACCAGCUGGAUGACCUUGGGUUCCAUGUCCUGGCACUCUUCAACCUCUCUUCCAUUGAGAUUCUCAAUGCUAUCACAUAUGUUGCAACCCACUUUGUUCUUCCUGGCUCCUAUAUUGUGUUUUACUAUUCGGGUCAUGGAUUUGACUGGGAGGGACAGUCUUGGCUGUUACCGGUGGAUGGUUCUGCAGCUGUGCCCCAGAGGUUUAUCGAGCAGGAGUUCCUCAAAAGAGAGCCUGCCCUCUGCCUUGAACUAUUGGACUCUUGUCGUGUCCCUCCACCCAUGCCCCCCAGGGAGGCAUGGAAUGUACAAGAGAGGUGCCCACCUCCACCAACCUUGGUCAAGUGCUUUGCUACAUCAUCCCUAUCCCCCAUCUAUGAGAAUAUCUCAGCUUCCCUUGGCCCCUUUGUGGAUCAACUCCACCGUCACGUCUCCCGACCAGUGCCUGUUGUUGACAUGCUCCAGGCCACUCUGCAAGCAUUCCAGAAAUCAGAGCCCUACUGUGUUCCUUCUUUGGAGAGCACACUCCAGGAAAUUGGACGAAGUCUCACUGAUCCUGUCAUCAAUGAGAGUCCUGAGAAGCGGCAACAGAUCCAAGAAUUGUGCGCACCUCCAGCUGAUAUCACCAUAUCAGGUGUAGAAAUCUGGUUCAGCAAGUUGCGAGACACAUUCUGUAAUGCCCUCCAGAUUCAUGUUUCUCGGCCAGUUAUGAUCAUGCAUAAUGAAAUCCCACUAACAGUAAUGGAUGAGUCUGGAAUGGUCUACUGCCUUCAGGGUCUUCAAAAAAUUAAGGGUGAGGUGAAGCUGAAUGUGGUUGUAAACAAAGAAGUACAUGAUGUGAAUCUGAAACCUUUUAUGGCCAGCAAGAUGAAUCUUUGGCUGAACCAUCUCAGCAGUUCCACCCAAGUCACCAGGUGA